Messenger RNA from Spodoptera frugiperda (fall armyworm), 2148 nucleotides. RefSeq names its product GDP-L-fucose synthase (gene Gmer). The record is from RefSeq and is a predicted model, not a curated record. Bases 167 to 1144 code for a protein of 325 amino acids. The transcript has 8 exons. Gene Ontology annotation, molecular function: GDP-L-fucose synthase activity. NCBI's taxonomy places the organism in Eukaryota, Metazoa, Arthropoda, Insecta, Lepidoptera, Noctuidae. Gene Ontology annotation, biological process: nucleotide-sugar biosynthetic process.
CACUGUCAAGUGUUAACUUUAUCAGUUUGUUGUUGUACGUCAACACGUCACUUCACUGAUACUAAAUAGAUAGCUCAAAAAAAUUAAUUUUGAAAAUAAGUUAUUAAAGAUUGCCACAUAGGCACUGUCUCAUUUAAGUAAACCAAGAUUAAAACCAAAAUAAAAAAUGAGUAUGGAAAGCCGAGUGAUAUUGGUGACUGGAGGAUCGGGGCUAGUUGGUCAGGCGAUAAAAACAGUAAUCGAGGAAGAAAAGUCGCAAAAUAAUGAGAAUUCAAAAGAUGAAACUUGGAUAUUUUGUGGAUCUAAGGAUGGGGACCUCAGAGAUAAGGCACAAACGGAUGCUUUGUUCGAGAGACAUCGACCCACACAUGUGAUACAUUUAGCCGCCAUGGUGGGGGGACUCUUCCAUAACAUGGCACACAAUUUAGAUUUCUUUAGACAGAAUAUGGCUAUAAACGAUAAUGUGCUGAAUGCCAGCCAUAAACAUAAUGUCAAGAAAGUAGUGUCCUGUCUGUCCACUUGUAUAUUCCCUGAUAAGACUACAUAUCCAAUUGAUGAGACUAUGGUGCAUAAUGGCCCUCCUCACACUUCAAACUUUGGUUACAGCUAUGCGAAGAGAAUGAUUGAUAUACUAAACAGAGGUUACCAAGAGAUGUACGGCUGCAAGUUCACGUCGGUGGUCCCGUGCAACGUGUUCGGCCCCAACGACAACUUCGACCUGCAGGCGAGCCACGUCAUCCCCGCACUCAUCCGGAGGAUGGACGACGCUAUGCAGAAAGGAGACCAUCAGUUCACGGUGAUGGGCAGCGGGCGGCCGCUGCGCCAGUUUAUAUACUCGCUGGACCUGGCGCGGCUCUUCGUCUGGGUGCUAAGGAACUAUGAUAGCGUCGAACCUAUUAUAUUGUCAGUUGACGAAGAAGACGAGGUCCCGAUAAGUACGGUGGCUGAGAUGAUAAAGAAAGCUCAUGGGUACUCCGGCGAGAUAGUCUACGACACCACGAAGGCAGACGGCCAGUAUAAGAAAACAGCUUCGAAUAAGAAACUCAGGAGUUUAUACAAAGACUUCAAGUUCACUCCGUUUGAGACCGCCAUACACGACACCGUUGCAUGGUACAAACAAAACCGAGAACACGCCAGAUUAUAAAAAAAAUAUUUAAUCUUAUUACAUUAUGUACCGUUAAAGUAUCUUUUGUUAUUAUCAAGAUCAUUUUAUGUAUUUAGUAAACAGAUUACAAUCGUCAAUUUUAAAUAAUUAUUAAAUUCCAUGCGCAUACGCAUUGUAUAUCCAUUUAAGUAAUAACUAUAGUUCGAGUUGGACGAUGGUAUUAAAAAUGUUAUCAUUGUAAAAUAAAUAGCAGGAAAUAUAUCCGUUGGGUUGAGAAACUAUUUUUAAAAUUAUUUAUAUAUAACUAUUUAUUUUUUCUAUUUCAAUGAAGACAGUAUCACAAUGUCUCUCGCACCAAACGAGGAUCAUCGUCUAUGGAUUGUCCUUAUCGAGUAGUUCCGACAGUCCAGGAACUAUGUGAAACUCAGAACUAUGUGACGCUCCUCGGCCAAGCUUUAGUCCUAAUAAUUCAUUCCGUUACAAUAUCUGACUAUGUUCCUUUAGUGAUCACUAGACUGAGUCCUGAGUCACGACGCAUGGCGCUAGCGGAGUCGGGUGCGCGGGCGCCAAGUACCGCGCCGUAGUGCGCGGGCGCCAAGUACCGCGCCGUAGUGCGCGGGCGCCAAGUACCGCGCCGUAGUGCGCGGGCGCCAAGUACCGCGCCGUAGUGCGCGGGCGCCAAGUACCGCGCCGUAGUGCGCGGGCGCCAAGUACCGCGCCGUAGUGCGCGGGCGCCAAGUACCGCGCCGUAGUGCGCGGGCGCCAAGUACCGCGCCGUAGUGCGCGGGCGCCAAGUACCGCGCCGUAGAGCGCGGGCUCCAAGUACCGCGCCGUAGUGCGCGGGCGCCAAGUACCGGCCGAGUGUAACACUGUGCAAUGUGCAUAUAGUUGUCCGCGCGGGAACUAGCUCCGCUUGCGCCAUGCCCAAUCUGUCCGUUGCAUUGCGUCGCGACGACGCGCAGUGGACGAAUGGGGCCUCGCUCUAAAUAUAGGAAGUACUUAUAAAAAGUAAUAUAUUUUUCCAAAUAAAAAUCUUAGUAAAA